Molecule: messenger RNA, 2818 nt
Organism: Cladophialophora immunda
Lineage: Eukaryota; Fungi; Ascomycota; Eurotiomycetes; Chaetothyriales; Herpotrichiellaceae
Exons: 1
Coding region: 41-2296 (751 amino acids)
Molecular function (GO): protein binding
Source: RefSeq, a predicted model, not a curated record
CUCGCAAACAGUCGGCCAGAUAUCCUGUACUUGACACAAAAUGAAUGAAUCACCGCCACCAUAUCACGCUCAUGACCCUAGCCCGAAUGUACGACCGACUGCGGCCCCCGUUUAUGAACUAUCCGCUCCCACCAAUUCGCAACCACAUGGCUCGCAAGACACCGCUGUCCUAUCUCACGAACCGGGUACGCACAACACUAGCCCUCAGGAAAUUGAGCAGUCCGGGUUCAUCUCGGCAAUACCGUACUUUGAGCUUCGUCCACCUAGUCGUCCACAGCCUCACGACUUCUUCGUCCAUACCAUUGUGAUUGAGUCACAUGCCAGCGCAGAGACAUCACCAUAUCCCUCACGCAAUUCUCUAUUCCAGCUGCGGGAAGUCGAUGAAUACGAUUGGAGAACAUUUGUGAAUCAUUUGUUUCCUCCUAUGCAAAGGGGGGGUUCGUCCGGGCUCGCCGGGUCAAACCAACGGACUACGCCGAGCCAGACCGCUAGAGUACAGCAGUUUUCAUCGAGCAGCUUCGAAAAUGCCAAAUCAAGAGCAGAAGGGCUUACGGAACUGGUUGAUAGGCUCUCUCUUCCACCGAACAAGAGAUCUGCAUCUGAUAGCGGACGUGUUGCAGACUCUUCACGUCUUCGGAGAAUCAGAAUUCAGUCCGUCGUCGCUGAGUGGAACACUGGCUUUUUUGAGCCUCGUGGCCUGAAAAUCAUCCUUCUAUUCCCCGAAGACUCGUCACUUGCCGGGAGGCAAGCCUCUCAGCAAAGCGCUCGAGGGAUUCCAACUUCUCAGCGAGAUGGAGAGGAAACUCCGCUUCACAAAGCGGUCGCUAGAGGCAAGGAAUCCGAAGUCCGCCUCCUCCUCGAGACAGGUUCACAAUACAUUGAUGCGAGAAACAAGAAAGGCGAGACACCGCUCUACCGUGCGGUUUCUCAAGGAGAAAAAUCGAUUGUGAAAUUGCUGCUGGAAUAUAACGCCGAUCCACAAGCUCGACCUCCGGGGGCAAAUAGCCCUCUUCACACGGCAGUAAUCUACGACCGCUCAAGUAUUCUCAAGAUGCUAAUUGAGAAGUCAGUUGAGGGACUCGAAGAAGUAACUCCGGCAGGCGAGACCCCCUUGUAUCUCGCCGUGGCUCGCGGCCAGACAAAGAACACCAAGGCCCUCUUGGAGGCUGGCGCCAACCCUCACACAAGGCCACUGGGGAAAGAUACAAUGCUAGACGUCGCAGUCAACAGGCGUGACUCUUCCAUUAUAGAACUGCUCCUGGACGGCGGCGUCGACCCUAACCAGAGGUCUAGAAACGGCGACACGCCACUCAACCGUUUCGCCGUGAACGGAAGUACCAACAUGGUCAAAACUCUUCUGGAACAUGGCGCGAACCCGAAAGCGAAGGAUAGAAAAGGGGAUUCUCCUUUGUCGGUUGCCGUUACUCAUGGUCACUCCUCUAUAGUGUCGCUACUCCUCGCCACGGAAGAAAUCGACAUCAAUUCGACGAAUGAAAAGGGCGAAACCCCGGUGUACAUAGCCAUAUCGAAGGGGAAUUCCUCAAUCACCGAGUUGCUGCUGAAGAAUGGCGCCGACACCAACAAACGACCUCCGAACGAGGAAACCGUGCUCAAUCUAGCAGUCUCACACGGCAACAGUACAUUGGUGAACCAAUUGCUAGACCGGGGGGUGGACGUCAACGUUGCCAACAAAUCUGGAGACAGUCCACUUUCUCAAGCGGUAUCGCGCGGUGACCCUUUCAUGAUCAGCCUUUUGCUAAGCGCUGGCGCGGACGUCGAUGCUGUCAAUGCCUCUGCGGAUCCAAUCCUAUAUCGCGCAGUCUACAAUGGGAAUGCAGCAGUCACAUCGCUUCUGUUGGCUCACGGAGCUAAAGCCGAUGUGCAGAGCCAGAAGGGAGAAACGGCCUUGUAUCGGGCAGUUUCCAAGGGCGACGCCUCAAUAUGUGCCCUACUACUCUGUUAUGGAGCUAAUCUGAGAACUGGGAGUCCCUCAGGAGAAACAUGUCUAUAUCGUGCGGUCUACCUUGGAAAUACGCAGGUGGUCUCGUUACUACUCGGGCACGGAGCACCGCCUGACGAAUGCAAUCCCAACAACCCAGAAACGCCACUCUAUCGCGCCGUCUACAGAGGCGACAUAUCCAUCGCGACGAUGCUACUUGGUAAAGGUGCAAAUCCCACCACGCCCAGCGUCAACAACGAAUCUCCAUUGCAGUAUGCUAUCAGGAAGAACAACAAAUCUAUGACGCAGAUACUGACAAAUUUCUCGCUGCAAUACUCUGAAAUGAAAAGGUUGUGAUGGACAUGUUCUCACUUUAUCCCUCAUUGAAGAGCUUAUAUACGCUGCUGGCGCGGAGAACGGCACGCUGCAUACUGUGAUCUCGAAAGCGAUGGUCUUUCUGGCACAACCAAAUUGGGUACUCGGCGCAUACACUACGGACUUGGAAGGCAGACUCGGCCUCGGUCGGCCGAGGAGUAGAGUCUUCAAGCACUGGAAGGAAAUAAAGGCGUCUAGAUGGGUCUAAGAGGUGUCAUUGUCGCUGAUACAGAGGAUCCAGAGAGGCGAAGGUGUGAUCGCUGUACAUUAAAGGGACCACGCCAUAUCCCAACUAAAGGUUAUUGUGCACAGGGAAAGACUGUGCAUUUUGGAAGAGGAGGAAAGCCGUCCUAGGAAAUAAAAUUGUUGAAGGCGCCUGUGUGCGUCCCUCAGUCCAAGCCUCAUUCUCACAUCCGUUAUCAACUCCACUGAUGCCUUCAUAGCGACUUAAGGAUGCCCAUCGUAUCAACGAAGUUGAACUCGUGUAUUGUCUCUUGCCAGAGU